Strongylocentrotus purpuratus (purple sea urchin) is the source of this 2456-nucleotide messenger RNA. RefSeq lists its product as uncharacterized. The coding region runs from base 9 to 2441 and encodes 810 amino acids. Lineage: Eukaryota; Metazoa; Echinodermata; Echinoidea; Camarodonta; Strongylocentrotidae. The transcript is spliced from 15 exons. The record is from RefSeq and is a predicted model, not a curated record.
GUACCAGGAUGGCGACAGCUAAGGUGGUUCUGGGUGUUCUCCUUGUCAAGAUGAUGAUUGUAGACCAAUGCCAUGGCCAUGAUCCUGUUCCUCUGGGCCUUGAGAGUAAUGUCAUCCCAGAUUCAAGUCUGACAGCUUCCAGUGAGUAUAAUGCUGACCAUGGUGCAAAGAGAGGUCGUCUUAACCUGGCCCGAGUCGGUAACCUGCGUGGAGCCUGGUCUGCACUAACUAACAAUGCCAACCAGUGGAUCCAGGUGGAUCUUUUGAACCUUUACCGUGUCAUUUCAGUUGCGACUCAAGGGCGAGAAGAUGUAAGCCAGUGGGUUACAAGCUACAAGCUUGCUUGUAGUACUGAUGGCACGACCUUUCACACCGUGCAGGGAAUUUCUACAAAUCCUGGAGCUGACAGGAUCUUCACCGGUAAUGGUGACCGCAACACCAUCGUGACCAACACUCUUCCUGUGCCCCAGAUUUGCCGUUAUGUUCGCUUGAUGCCUGUCAGCUGGUUCGGCCACAUCAGUCUUCGAAUGGAGAUCUACGGUGAAGGCCCUCUCACAGCCAACUUGAAUGACCCUGACCCUCUGGGCCUUGAGAGUUAUGUCAUCCCAGAUUCAAGUCUGACAGCUUCCAGUGAGUAUAAUGCUGACCAUGGUGCAAAGAGAGGUCGUCUUAACCUGGCCCGAGUCGGUAACCUGCGUGGAGCCUGGUCUGCACGAACAAACGAUGCCAACCAGUGGAUCCAGGUGGAUCUUUUGGACCUUUACCGUGUCAUUUCAGUUGCGACUCAAGGGCGAGAAGAUGUAAGCCAGUGGGUUACAAGCUACAAGCUUGCUUGUAGUACUGAUGGCAUGACCUUUCACACCGUGCAGGGAAUUUCUACAAAUCCUGGAGCUGACAGGAUCUUCACCGGUAAUGUUGACCGCAACACCAUCGUGACCAACACUCUUCCUGUGCCCCAGAUUUGCCGUUAUGUUCGCUUGAUGCCUGUCAGCUGGUUCGGCCACAUCAGUCUUCGAAUGGAGAUCUACGGUGAAGGCCCUCUCACAGCCAACUUGAAUGACCCUGACCCUCUGGGCCUUGAGAGUUAUGUCAUCCCAGAUUCAAGUCUGACAGCUUCCAGUGAGUAUAAUGCUGACCAUGGUGCAAAGAGAGGUCGUCUUAACCUGGCCCGAGUCGGUAACCUGCGUGGAGCCUGGUCUGCACGAACAAACGAUGCCAACCAGUGGAUCCAGGUGGAUCUUUUGGACCUUUACCGUGUCAUUUCAGUUGCGACUCAAGGGCGAGAAGAUGUAAGCCAGUGGGUUACAAGCUACAAGCUUGCUUGUAGUACUGAUGGCACGACCUUUCACACCGUGCAGGGAAUUUCUACAAAUCCUGGAGCUGACAGGAUCUUCACCGGUAAUGUUGACCGCAACACCAUCGUGACCAACACUCUUCCUGUGCCCCAGAUUUGCCGUUAUGUUCGCUUGAUGCCUGUCAGCUGGUUCGGCCACAUCAGUCUUCGAAUGGAGAUCUACGGUGAAGGCCCUCUCACAGCCAACUUGAAUGACCCUGACCCUCUGGGCCUUGAGAGUUAUGUCAUCCCAGAUUCAAGUCUGACAGCUUCCAGUGAGUAUAAUGCUGACCAUGGUGCAAAGAGAGGUCGUCUUAACCUGGCCCGAGUCGGUAACCUGCGUGGAGCCUGGUCUGCACGAACAAACGAUGCCAACCAGUGGAUCCAGGUGGAUCUUUUGGACCUUUACCGUGUCAUUUCAGUUGCGACUCAAGGGCGAGAAGAUGUAAGCCAGUGGGUUACAAGCUACAAGCUUGCUUGUAGUACUGAUGGCACGACCUUUCACACCGUGCAGGGAAUUUCUACAAAUCCUGGAGCUGACAGGAUCUUUACCGGUAAUGUUGACCGCAACACCAUCGUGACCAACACUCUUCCUGUGCCCCAGAUUUGCCGUUAUGUUCGCUUGAUGCCUGUCAGCUGGUUCGGCCACAUCAGUCUUCGAAUGGAGAUCUACGGUGAAGGACCUCUCACAGCCAACUUGAAUGACCCUGACCCUCUGGGCCUUGAGAGUUAUGUCAUCCCAGAUUCAAGUCUGACAGCUUCCAGUGAGUAUAAUGCUGACCAUGGUGCAAAGAGAGGUCGUCUUAACCUGGCCCGAGUCGGUAACCUGCGUGGAGCCUGGUCUGCACGAACAAACGAUGCCAACCAGUGGAUCCAGGUGGAUCUUUUGGACCUUUACCGUGUCAUUUCAGUUGCGACUCAAGGGCGAGAAGAUGUAAGCCAGUGGGUUACAAGCUACAAGCUUGCUUGUAGUACUGAUGGCACGACCUUUCACACCGUGCAGGGAAUUUCUACAAAUCCUGGAGCUGACAGGGUAAGUUUGUUCUCUAAUUAUUCAUUAGUUAAUAUUAUCUGGACUCUAUUUUUGAAGAAUUUUGAAGGCAUUUGAUUUCUCAUUGAAAAC